AUGGAGCAGCAUCAUCAGCUUGCUUUGGCUUAUGGUUCUUCGUUUGAUGAUGCGGAAAAAUAUCGUAGAUUGAUGGGCAGGUUAUUGAUUUAUCUUGCUGUUACUAGACCUGAUUUGGCAUAUUCUGUUCAUAAUUUGUCACAGUUUAUGCAGGCUCCUAAAGUUGUUCAUUGGGAGGCCGCUCAAAGAGUGGUUAGAUAUUUGAAUAAAAAUCCAGGACAAGGUGUAUUAUUUCGUUCUGAUAGUGAUCUCCGCCUGGAAGGGUGGUGUGAUUCUGAUUGGGCUAGUUGUCCUAUUACUAGAAGAUCUCUGAGUGGGUGGUUUGUAUUGUUGGGAGAUUCCUUGUUUUCUGGAAGACUAAGAAGCAACCUACAUUUUCUCAUUCGUCUGCAGAGGCAGAAUCUCAAUCUAUGUCUGCCAUUGUUUGUGAAAUAA
Beta vulgaris subsp. vulgaris (sugar beet) is the source of this 435-nucleotide messenger RNA. RefSeq lists its product as uncharacterized. Lineage: Eukaryota; Viridiplantae; Streptophyta; Magnoliopsida; Caryophyllales; Amaranthaceae. The transcript has a single exon. The coding region runs from base 1 to 435 and encodes 144 amino acids. The record is from RefSeq and is a predicted model, not a curated record.